This is a messenger RNA of Macadamia integrifolia, 1262 nucleotides long. Its product is annotated as probable 3-hydroxyisobutyrate dehydrogenase-like 3, mitochondrial. NCBI's taxonomy places the organism in Eukaryota, Viridiplantae, Streptophyta, Magnoliopsida, Proteales, Proteaceae. Gene Ontology annotation, molecular function: NADP binding; NAD binding; oxidoreductase activity. Bases 1 to 915 code for a protein of 304 amino acids. The record is from RefSeq and is a predicted model, not a curated record. The transcript has a single exon.
AUGGCGACUCCUUACCCAAAACCCAUUAGUCCCAGUCAGACCCGUGUGGGCUGGAUUGGCAUUGGAGUCAUGGGCGCUGCCAUGGCUUCUCGUGUCAUAUCUGCUGGUUAUACCCUCACAGUCUACGCUCGAACCCCAGAGAAGGCUCGUGGGUUGCAAGAGCGAGGAGCCCUUCUGGCCAAUUCCCCUGCAGAUCUGGCUCGGAAGAGCGAUGUGGUGUUCACGAUGAUUGGGCAUCCAUCCGACGUUCGAUCUGUUAUGCUCGGCGAUGAAGGUGUUCUAUCUGGCCUCGGUGAGGGUGGGGUAGUUGUUGACACAACAAGCAGCCACCCUGUGCUUGCUCGAGAAAUUGCCUCAACGGCCCGUGAGAGAGGUUGUUGGGCUAUUGAUGCUCCUGUUUCAGGCGGCGAUAAUGGUGCCAGAGAUGGGAAAUUGGCGAUCUUUGCAGGUGGGGAUGAAGGCGUGGUGAGGUGGCUGUCGCCUUUGUUUGAGGCUAUGGGAAGGGCAACCUAUAUGGGUGGUCCUGGAUGUGGACAGAGCUGCAAGAUUGCGAAUCAGAUUACGGUGUGUGCGAAUCUGCUUGGGCUGGGUGAGGGGUUGGUGUUUGCGGAGAAAGCAGGGCUUGAUUUGAAGCAAUUUAUGAAUUCUAUCAGAGGAGGCGCCGCCGGGUCUAUGGCGAUGGAGCUGUUUGGGGAGAGGGUGAUUGAUAGGGAUUUCAGGGCUGGUGGGUUUGUAGACUAUGUGACGAAGGAUCUGGGUAUGGCUCUUGAUGGGGUGGAAGAUAAUGUAGUGGUAUUGCCUGGUGCUGCCUUGUCUAAGCAGCUCUACCUGGGUAUGGUGGCUAAUGGAGAUGGCAAGCUUGGCCACCAUGGUUUGAUUACAGUCAUUGAGAAGCUCAAUUCAAUUGCCAAGUGAAUAAAAUUCUUUCUCUAACUCCUCUGUUUCUUCUCCUCAUAAAAAUCUGAUUCGGGUUUUUGAAGAUUUGUCUUUUUUCACCUCUAUUUGAAGAUGGUUAUGGGUGAGACUCACAGUGGGAUGGAGGAAGGAGAGGCUUGGGAGGAGAGACUACUCUAUUUGCUUCUGGGGUGGUUAGAUUUCACUUGGGGCUUUGUCUGUAAGAACAGAAAUUUCAAGUUUCCAUGGUUGUAUAGUUUAUUUAUUGAAUUGUUUAGCGAGUUCUUUGUUUCAAAGUUCCAGUCUUGAUUUCCAGCUUCAUUUCUGCUUCAAUUAAGAAAAGCUGUUCAGCUUUGUGUUUGAGUUCA